Messenger RNA from Daldinia caldariorum, 1836 nucleotides. RefSeq lists its product as uncharacterized. Gene Ontology annotation, molecular function: metal ion transmembrane transporter activity. NCBI's taxonomy places the organism in Eukaryota, Fungi, Ascomycota, Sordariomycetes, Xylariales, Hypoxylaceae. Gene Ontology annotation, cellular component: membrane. The record is from RefSeq and is a predicted model, not a curated record. Gene Ontology annotation, biological process: metal ion transport; transmembrane transport. The coding region runs from base 365 to 1732 and encodes 455 amino acids. The transcript has 7 exons.
GUUGUUUAUUACUCCACGACAGCAUGGAAGUUUCACGCGACAUCACACCAACCAGCAAACUUAUAGAUGCAGCUUGCCGCUUAAUGAUAUCGCCACAGCAUAAUUCAACGAAUUGUGCAAAUGCCGACUAUAAUUGAGUCAAUUAUAUGAGGCUCUGCUAUCUGCUACGUAGAACCUCUCACAGUUAGGUACUGAGCAAAUGCAAUCCCACCUCAAAAUAUUGAUACCCAGGCACCGUCCCGCCCCAAUCUGUCUUUUCAUCCUCCAUUUCCACCCUGUGCUGGGGUGAUCAGCAUUGUGUCUCCAAGUCUAAUGAUAGAUAAGAAAUAACUUUCAAGCCACAGGCUUAUUGCAGAUAACAAGUAUGGAUUGGCCGAAUGUUGAUACUUGUUUUGACAAUAACGACUUUGGGAAUUUCAAGUAUCUCAGCAGUCCAUUCAAAAUUACAAGGAAACUUCGAUCAGACAAGGAACUCGUAUGCUGGAAUAUAAAAUCUUCUGAAGACUUGAGGGAAUGGAUCGAGAAGAACCAGUCCUCGAUCCAUGGUUCUUGUGAGCAUGGAACGUUUGCCGUCAUCUUUAGUCGGAACAGCAGCUUGGACUUUUCGACCCCGUCGUAUCUUCCUAUUUCAAAGCCUGAAUUCAGUCAACUUAUCGAAUUAUUCCGGAUACACCGCUCAAUAGUUCGGACGAUUCGCCGGGAAAUUACAUACUUUUCCCGUACGCAUCUCAACCAUGGGGCAGUGGGAUGUAACAACAUCGUGUAUACUGCGAGAACUAGUUCAGAAUGGUCGGAUGAUGUUGCCCUCUCCUCAACAUACUUGAGCCAUAGGAAACUUAACUUGUCAGUUUUCUACGGAUGCAAUGAUGAGCAGUCCUUCGAUAUUGAGAGGCGCUUAUCAAACGCCGGCGAUGCCAUAUAUCACCCGGUGCUGACACCUGGUAUCUUGAUUGAACUUGACCGCAAGCGGCUCGUAGAGCGAGUAGACUCGGUCCUUGACCCGUUUGUGUCGUUUAUGUCUAGCGCAGAAGCACUAUGUUGUACUACUAGGGACCCCGAAAGUAUCUUAAAUAGAGACGGGGAGACAACCGACGACCUGUUAUGUCUCUACAACAGCGCUAGUGAGUUGACGAAGGGAAUUCGAAAAAUUAAACGGCAGAUCUCAGACAUGUGCAAGCAUAUUGAUGAGCUUGAGACCACAUAUACCGAUAUAAAAAGAAAGAGGAGCCUCUAUAGGAGAUCAGGCCUGAAGAAGAAGGAUGGAGUCAAACUCCACCCGCCAUUCAUCGCAUCAAAUAUCAAUACUCGGAUCCGCGAGCGUUUGUCAGAGAUUGAAGCCGAGUACGAUGAAAAGCUUGAUGAGUGCCAUAUGGUUCUCGAUGGUUUGAAUUUCGCCACACAAAUGGCAUCGGGACAUGUCGCAAGACAUCAAACAUUCACUAAUACUCGAAUAUCCAUCGAAACGAAGCGAGAUAACGCGCAAAUGCGUUCAAUCGCCAUAGUCACUAUGAUAUACCUACCAUUAACCUCGGUUGCUUCAAUCUUCUCCAUGGGAGUCUUCAACUGGGGGGCUACGGAGAGCCAACCCAUACUGACAUUCUACUUCUGGGUAUACGUAGCCAUUGGAGGUGGACUUACAGUUAUAACACUUGCGUUAUGGUGGGUACUAACUCGGCGCAGCUCGUCUGUAAAGGGUCACCAUGAGGCAACUGAGAUGGCGGUAAUGGUCUGAUCAUAUCUUACGCGAGUUGGGAGGGAUUAAUACGUAGGGCGUGUCUCCUUAACUAGGUUGAUAUUAGAUACUCCCAGUUCCAAUCCACUAAUAUUGUCCAUAAG